Rhinopithecus roxellana (golden snub-nosed monkey) is the source of this 5907-nucleotide messenger RNA. It is a transcript of the gene KIF21A, whose product is annotated as kinesin family member 21A. Gene Ontology annotation, molecular function: microtubule motor activity; microtubule binding; ATP binding. Lineage: Eukaryota; Metazoa; Chordata; Mammalia; Primates; Cercopithecidae. Bases 270 to 5234 code for a protein of 1654 amino acids. Gene Ontology annotation, biological process: microtubule-based movement; mitotic spindle organization. The transcript is spliced from 36 exons. The record is from RefSeq and is a predicted model, not a curated record.
UCAAGCGCGCUCCGUCCCCGCCCCAGAUCCUGGGGGGUGAGCGGGGGAGAAGGGGCGGGCGCCUGCGAGCCGUGAAUCACCUCCUCCUCUUGCUGCCUCAGCACCGCCGCCACCUUUCCAUUCAGUCGCCCAACAUGGCUGGAGCGCGGCGGAGGUGAGCCGGCCGCCCGCAGACGCCCCAGCCUACUACGCCCGUGUCCCGCGGCCCCGGCGGCGCCUCAGCUCUGCUGUGCGGAGGCCCAACGGCCCUGUAGCCGCCCGCCGCCAGCAUGUUGGGCGCCCCGGAUGAGAGCUCCGUGCGGGUGGCUGUCAGAAUAAGACCACAGCUUGCCAAAGAGAAGAUUGAAGGAUGCCAUAUUUGUACAUCUGUCACACCGGGAGAGCCUCAGGUCUUCCUAGGGAAAGAUAAGGCUUUUACUUUUGACUAUGUAUUUGACAUUGACUCCCAGCAAGAGCAGAUCUACAUUCAAUGUAUAGAAAAACUAAUUGAAGGUUGCUUCGAAGGAUACAAUGCUACAGUUUUUGCUUAUGGACAAACUGGAGCUGGUAAAACAUACACAAUGGGAACAGGCUUUGAUGUUAACAUUGUUGAGGAAGAACAGGGUAUUAUUUCUCGAGCUGUUAAACAUCUUUUUAAGAGUAUUGAAGAAAAAAAACACAUAGCAAUUAAAAAUGGGCUUCCUCCUCCAGAUUUUAAAGUGAAUGCCCAAUUCUUAGAGCUCUAUAAUGAAGAGGUCCUUGACUUAUUUGAUACCACUCGUGAUAUUGAUGCAAAAAAUAAAAAAUCAAGUAUAAGAAUUCAUGAAGAUUCAACUGGAGGAAUUUAUACUGUGGGCGUUACAACACGUACUGUGAAUACAGAAUCAGAGAUGAUGCAGUGUUUGAAGUUGGGUGCUUUAUCCCGGACAACUGCCAGUACCCAGAUGAAUGUUCAGAGCUCUCGUUCACAUGCCAUUUUUACCAUUCAUGUGUGUCAAACCAGAGUGUGUCCCCAAAUUGAUGCUGACAGUGCAACUGAUAAUAAAAUUAUUUCUGAAUCAGCACAGAUGAAUGAAUUUGAAACCCUGACUGCAAAGUUCCAUUUUGUUGAUCUCGCAGGGUCAGAAAGAUUGAAGCGUACUGGAGCUACAGGCGAGAGGGCAAAAGAAGGCAUUUCUAUCAACUGUGGACUUUUGGCGCUUGGCAAUGUAAUUAGUGCCUUGGGAGACAAGAGCAAGAGGGCCACACAUGUCCCCUACAGAGAUUCCAAGCUAACAAGACUACUACAGGAUUCCCUUGGGGGUAAUAGCCAAACAAUCAUGAUAGCAUGUGUCAGCCCUUCAGACAGAGACUUUAUGGAAACGUUAAACACCCUGAAAUAUGCCAAUCGAGCUAGAAAUAUCAAGAAUAAGGUGAUGAUCAAUCAGGACAGAGCUAGUCAGCAAAUCAAUGCACUUCGUAGUGAAAUCACACGACUUCAGGUGGAGCUCAUGGAGUACAAAACAGGUAAAAGAAUAAUUGACGAAGAGGGUGUGGAAAGCAUCAAUGACAUGUUCCAUGAGAAUGCUAUGCUACAGACUGAAAAUAAUAACCUGCGUGUAAGAAUUAAAGCCAUGCAAGAGACAGUUGAUGCAUUGAGGUCCAGAAUUACACAGCUUGUUAGUGAUCAGGCCAACCAUGUUCUUGCCAGAGCAGGUGAAGGAAAUGAGGAGAUUAGUAAUAUGAUUCAUAGUUAUAUAAAAGAAAUCGAAGAUCUCAGGGCAAAAUUAUUAGAAAGUGAAGCAGUGAAUGAGAACCUUCGAAAAAACUUGACAAGAGCCACAGCAAGAGCGCCAUAUUUCAGUGGAUCAUCAACUUUUUCUCCUACUAUACUAUCCUCAGACAAAGAAACCAUUGAAAUUAUAGACCUAGCAAAGAAAGAUUUAGAGAAGUUGAAAAGAAAAGAAAAGAGGAAGAAAAAAAGUGUGGCUGGUAAAGAGGAUAAUACAGACACUGAUCAAGAGAAGAAAGAAGAAAAGGGUGCUUCAGAAAGAGAAAACAAUGAAUUAGAAGUGGAAGAAAGUCAAGAAGUGAGUGAUCAUGAGGAUGAAGAAGAGGAGGAGGAGGAGGAGGAAGAUGACAUUGAAGGUGGUGAAAGUUCUGAUGAAUCAGAUUCUGAAUCAGAUGAAAAAGCCAAUUAUCAAGCAGACUUGGCAAACAUUACUUGUGAAAUUGCAAUUAAGCAAAAGCUGAUUGAUGAACUAGAAAACAGCCAGAAAAGACUGCAGACUCUGAAAAAGCAGUAUGAAGAGAAGCUAAUGAUGCUGCAACAUAAAAUUCGGGACACUCAGCUUGAAAGAGACCAGGUGCUUCAAAACUUAGGCUCAGUAGAAUCUUACUCAGAAGAAAAAGCAAAAAAAGUUAGGUCUGAAUAUGAAAAGAAACUCCAAGCCAUGAAUAAAGAACUGCAGAGGCUUCAAGCAGCUCAAAAAGAACAUGCAAGGUUGCUUAAAAAUCAGUCUCAGUAUGAAAAGCAAUUGAAGAAAUUGCAGCAGGAUGUGAUGGAAAUGAAAAAAACAAAGGUUCGCCUAAUGAAGCAAAUGAAAGAAGAACAAGAGAAAGCCAGACUGACUGAAUCUAGAAGAAACAGAGAGAUUGCUCAGUUGAAAAAGGAUCAACGUAAAAGAGAUCAUCAACUUAGACUUUUGGAAGCCCAAAAAAGAAACCAAGAAGUGGUUCUACGUCGCAAAACGGAAGAGGUUACAGCUCUUCGUCGGCAAGUAAGACCCAUGUCAGAUAAAGUGGCUGGGAAAGUUACUCGGAAGCUGAGUUCAUCUGAUGCCCCUGCUCAGGACACAAGUUCCAGUGCAGCUGCUGUCGAAACAGAUGCAUCAAGGACAGGAGUCCAGCAGAAAAUGAGAAUUCCUGUGGCGAGAGUCCAGGCCUUACCAGCGCCCGCAACAAAUGGAACCAGGAAAAAAUAUCAGAGGAAAGGAUUGACUGGCCGAGUGUUUAUUUCCAAGACAGCCCGCAUGAAGUGGCAGCUCCUUGAGCGCAGAGUCACAGACAUCAUCAUGCAGAAGAUGACCAUUUCCAACAUGGAGGCAGAUAUGAAUAGACUCCUCAAGCAACGGGAGGAACUGACAAAAAGACGAGAGAAACUUUCAAAAAGAAGGGAGAAGAUAGUUAAGGAGAAUGGAGAGGGAGAUAAAAAUGUGGCUAAUAUCAAUGAAGAGAUGGAGUCACUGAUUGCUAAUAUAGAUUACAUCAACGACAGUAUUUCUGAUUGUCAAGCCAACAUAAUGCAGAUGGAAGAAGCAAAGGAAGAAGGUGAGACAUUGGAUGUUACUGCAGUCAUUAAUGCCUGCACCCUUACAGAAGCUCGAUACCUGCUAGAUCACUUCCUGUCAAUGGGCAUUAAUAAGGGUCUUCAGGCCGCCCAGAAAGAGGCUCAAAUUAAAGUACUGGAAGGUCGACUCAAACAAACAGAAAUAACCAGUGCUACCCAAAACCAGCUCUUAUUCCAUAUGUUGAAAGAGAAGGCAGAAUUAAAUCCUGAGCUAGAUGCUUUACUAGGCCAUGCUUUACAAGAAAACGUAGAGGAUAGUACUGAUGAGGAUGCACCUUUAAACAGCCCAGGAUCAGAAGGAAGCACACUGUCUUCAGAUCUCAUGAAGCUUUGUGGUGAAGUGAAACCUAAGAGCAAGGCCCGAAGGAGAACCACCACUCAGAUGGAAUUGCUGUAUGCAGAUAGCAGUGAACUAGCUUCAGAUACUAGUACAGGAGAUGCCUCCUUGCCUGGCCCUCUUACACCUGUUGCAGAAGGGCAAGAGAUUGGAAUGAAUACAGAGACAAGUUGUACUUCUGCUAGGGAAAAAGAGCUCUCUCCCCCACCUGGCUUACCUUCUAAGAUAGGCAGCAUUUCCAGGCAGUCAUCUCUACCAGAAAAAAAAAUUCCAGAGCCUUCUCCUGUAACAAGGAGAAAGGCAUAUGAGAAAGCAGAAAAAUCAAAGGCCAAGGAACAAAAGCACUCAGAUUCUGGAACUUCAGAGGCUAGUCUUUCACCUCCUUCUUCCCCACCAAGCCGGCCCCGUAAUGAACUGAAUGUUUUUAAUCGUCUUACUGUUUCUCAGGGAAACACAUCAGUUCAGCAGGAUAAGUCUGAUGAAAGUGACUCCUCUCUGUCGGAGGUCCACAGAUCGUCCAGAAGGGGCAUAAUCAACCCAUUUCCAGCUUCAAAAGGAAUCAGAGCUUUUCCACUUCAGUGUAUUCACAUAGCUGAAGGACAUACAAAAGCUGUGCUCUGUGUGGAUUCUACUGAUGAUCUCCUCUUCACUGGAUCGAAAGAUCGUACUUGUAAAGUAUGGAAUCUGGUGACUGGGCAGGAAAUAAUGUCACUAGGGGGUCAUCCCAACAAUGUCGUGUCUGUAAAAUAUUGUAAUUAUACCAGUUUGGUCUUCACUGUAUCAACAUCUUAUAUUAAGGUGUGGGAUAUCAGAGAUUCAGCAAAGUGCAUUCGGACACUGACGUCUUCAGGUCAAGUUACUCUUGGAGAUGCUUGUUCUGCAAGUACCAGUCGAACAGUAGCUAUUCCUUCUGGAGAGAACCAGAUCAAUCAAAUUGCCCUAAACCCAACUGGCACCUUCCUGUAUGCUGCUUCCGGAAAUGCUGUCAGGAUGUGGGAUCUUAAAAGGUUUCAGUCUACAGGAAAGUUAACAGGACACCUAGGCCCUGUUAUGUGCCUUACUGUGGAUCAGAUUUCCAAUGGACAAGAUCUAAUCAUCACUGGCUCCAAGGAUCAUUACAUCAAAAUGUUUGAUGUUACAGAAGGAGCUCUUGGUACUGUGAGUCCCACCCACAAUUUUGAACCCCCUCAUUAUGAUGGCAUAGAAGCACUAACCAUUCAAGGGGAUAACCUAUUUAGCGGGUCUAGAGAUAAUGGAAUCAAGAAAUGGGACUUAACUCAAAAAGACCUUCUUCAGCAAGUUCCAAAUGCACAUAAGGAUUGGGUCUGUGCCCUAGGAGUAGUGCCAGACCACCCAGUUUUGCUCAGUGGCUGCAGAGGGGGCAUUUUGAAAGUCUGGAACAUGGAUACUUUUAUGCCAGUUGGAGAGAUGAAAGGUCAUGAUAGUCCUAUCAAUGCCAUAUGUGUUAAUUCCACCCACAUUUUUACUGCAGCUGAUGAUCGAACUGUGAGAAUUUGGAAGGCUCGCAAUUUGCAAGAUGGUCAGAUCUCUGACACAGGAGAGCUGGGGGAAGAUACUGCCAGUAAUUAAACAUGAGUGAAGAUAAGUUGUAAACUGAAUGCUGUGAUAAUACUCUGUAUUCUUUAUGGAAAAUUUCCUGCACUUAUUAGGCAAAACGUAUGAAUGGGAUUAACUGGAAAAUAUAUCUGAAUUCAACUGCUGACUAUAACUUAUAUUCUAAUAAAAUUGUGUACUAUCCUGUGUGCUUAGUUUUAAGAUCAACCAAUAGAUAUAUAUCCUACAAUUGAUAUAUUGCUUUAUUCGCACUUUUAUUGUGGCUGAAUUUUUGUGCCUAUCUAUAAAACACACCUUCAAAUUAUUUGAAUUACAAGACGUCUGCUUUUGUGACAGUCAGAAAACACACCUGGAAUACAAUGCAACCCACUGUUAACUCAUUCAUAUAGUUUAUUCAAAUGAUUUAUGUAUUUAAACAUAUUGAAAAUGUUAGUCAAAUUGUGGUUUGCUUGUCAGGUAUUUUUAUCAGUCUGUAGAGGGUUCCCAAAUUUCAAAGCUCUUUUAAUGUAAUGGACAAAAAUAAGAUAUGAGAAUAUUAUUGAUGAAUUUUCAUAAGGUGUAAUUGAUCUUAAUCUACUAACAGAGAAGGGUAAACAGUUUGUGUUAAAUGUUGGCAUUUACUUGUAUUGACCAAAGUUUUGCAGCUCUACUAUAUUCUGUGCUCAGGACUAAAAUGCUGUUAAAUUGU